AUGCGCUUGAACACUGUUCAUGUUGUGCUUGGCCUUCUUGCCAAUGCCGCCGUGUAUGGGGCACCUCUCGAUAUGAAUAUGGGCAACAGCCUGAAUGUCACCAAUCUUGAUGCUGCAGCUGAAAUGCACAACGAGACCAUGCGCUCCGUGUCGCAUACCCAGAUGCGAAGAUCUCUUCAACAUGUCCCCAUUGCAUUUGGCAGCAUUUAUGCAGCACCACUUGGUACUUGGCCAUCAACGCCAAAGCGUGUCGAGACAGUAAUAACGGAACUGUUGAAAGAAUGGUUACACAAGCACGGACAACCCACAGCAAUCAAGCUUGUCUUCCAGAAUGUGCUGGCGAGUAAUUUCGAGAUGCCGUAUUCAUUCGUCAUAGGAAAGGAAGUGUGGCCAGAGAAAUGCUCAGUGGCACCGAUGUGCGAAGGUCGUUUGUUACUGGACAAUACAUGGCUGAUUGAGAAAGCGGGGGAAGAGCUACAUACAUCGGCCACACGUACUCUUGUUCCUCCUUAUUACGACCACGGUGAUAACGGUGGCGCUGAAGGACGUUUGCAUAUAUAA
Molecule: messenger RNA, 561 nt
Organism: Lentinula edodes (shiitake mushroom)
Lineage: Eukaryota; Fungi; Basidiomycota; Agaricomycetes; Agaricales; Omphalotaceae
Exons: 2
Coding region: 1-561 (186 amino acids)
Source: RefSeq, a predicted model, not a curated record